GAAAGUUCCGGAAGCCACCAGAACGAAAGUUUGUAUAUAUGGAGUGCGCAGCUUACGCGACACUUUAGUACGUAAGAAGAGGUGUUAAAUGUUGUUUCGUCUAAUCUGUCAGAAGCGAAUUUCACAUCAAUCUACCUAAUAUUCAAAAGAGAUCAGUGAAUUUAGUGCCAAUUGGAUUGUAUUAUUUAUUAACAACAUAAGAAACAACGAAUAAUCAAUGGGGAAAGACUACUACAAGAUCCUAGGCAUAACAAAAAGUGCCAGUGAUGAUGAGAUCAAAAAAGCCUAUAGGAAAUUAGCCUUAAAGUACCACCCUGAUAAGAACAGGAGUCCUGGGGCAGAAGAGAAGUUCAAAGAGAUAGCCGAGGCAUAUGAAGUACUUUCAGAUGCCAAGAAGAGGGAAGUUUACGACAAAUUUGGAGAAGAGGGACUGAAGGGAGGUGCAGGUGGUACGGCAGGAGGAGGCGGUGGUGGUACAACAUACACGUUCCAUGGAGAUCCAAAGGCAACAUUCGCUCAAUUCUUUGGCUCUGCUAGCCCCUUCCAAACCUUCUUUGAAUUUGGUGGUCCUAUUGGGAACCGAGUAUUUAGCUUCCACGACGAUGACAUGGACAUUGACGAUAUCGGUCUGGGUGUUGGUCCUCAACGUCCAGGUGGUCAGGGAGGAGCAUUUAGAUCACAUUCGUUCAACUUUGUAGGCCCUAACUCUGGCAGGGGGGGUGGCAAAGAUCGCGCUCAAGAUCCUGCUAUAGAGCAUGAUUUGUACAUCUCGUUGGAAGAGAUUCUGCGUGGUUGCACAAAGAAAAUGAAAAUCUCUAGGCGGGUAGUACAACCGGACGGUAGCGCAAAAAAGGAGGAUAAAGUUCUGACGAUCAACGUGAAACCAGGAUGGAAAGCUGGCACCAAGAUCACUUUCCCGAAAGAAGGUGACCAAGGUCGCGGAAAAGUUCCAGCGGAUAUCGUUUUCAUUAUUAGGGACAAGCCACAUCCUCUCUUCAGAAGGGAAGGAAGCGACAUAAGAUACACCUGUAAGAUAAGCUUAAAACAAGCUCUAUGCGGUACUAUCAUCGAAGUUCCUACGUUGACUGGUGAAAAAAUUAACUUAAAUUUGACGAGAGAAAUUGUUAAACCAAUUAUGGUCAAGAGGAUUCAGGGUCACGGCCUACCAUUCCCAAAAGAACCAUCAAGGAAAGGUGAUCUCCUGGUUUCGUUCGAUAUAAGAUUUCCCGACUCAUUAACGCAAAGUGCAAAGGACAUACUAUAUGAUACUCUGCCAAAUUGAACUUGCUAAUGAAAUAAAAACUAUGGAUAAAUGUCAUCACAACGACAGUCCUCUAAUCGUCCAAAUUGACGAGAGUAAACACUCGUGUACGUUCUAGUACAUAUAAAUGCGUGGUUAGAGAGCUGUGAAAGAAAGGAAUCAUUUGUCAAGGCGAAGUAAAUAAUAAUUUUAUCUCAUAUAGUUAGGAAAAUGUGAUUUUUCCGUUUAGUCAAACGUAAAAUUAUCAGUUUCUUGAUUUGGGCUUAGGCAGAACUUGGUUUUCGUUCAAUUCCGGAACAAAUAUAAUUGAAAAAGGAAAGAUAAUAGGAUACAAGUUAAUUUGAUUAGUACAGUGAAAUGUACAUUACCUUAACCACGCGGGCGGAAAGAUCCUAAAUAGUAUUUAAGCUCGAAUACGUUUAAGUUAAUAUUGAUUUAAUAGGAAGAGUCUGUUACAGUGUAACUCUGUACGAACGCGGUAUGAUUAUUUUAUUCAUUCUGUACAUUCAAAGUAUCUAUUAUGUACACAUGUCGGAUGAAUGAGUGUGUUUGCGUACGUAUGCGUGGUUUCUGUAAGUAUUGUUUCGAUAGUGUAAAUGUGUUUUGACACAACCUGAUUCGUAUGAACAAUAGUCACUGCGUAAGUAUGACAAAACGAUCCACCCGCCGUCAUUUGUAUUCAAAUAGUCACAAACAUUAUUUUUGUUUGUUCAAUUGUAAACAAUUCGAUUUUUAUUUAUUAUUUUUUAAUAUAAAAUAUACAUGUAGGGAAAUAAUGUAUAUUGGAAAAGGUUAAUUAUCAAAAAUUCUAGAUCUUACUAUAUAUAUAUCUUUGAAGUUACGGUGAUUAGUGUAACGUUUUGUCAUACGAAAGCAGAUGUGCGUAUAAACUAUUUGUAAUAUCGAGCUGAUUGUUUUCUUAUGUAACGCGUCUUCAUAAUUUUAAUGGUUGGUUAAUUAUUUGUACGCUAAAAUAAUAUCGAUACAAUUAAGUAGCA
Osmia bicornis bicornis is the source of this 2259-nucleotide messenger RNA. RefSeq names its product dnaJ protein homolog 1-like. Gene Ontology annotation, cellular component: cytosol. Bases 218 to 1282 code for a protein of 354 amino acids. NCBI's taxonomy places the organism in Eukaryota, Metazoa, Arthropoda, Insecta, Hymenoptera, Megachilidae. Gene Ontology annotation, molecular function: protein-folding chaperone binding. Gene Ontology annotation, biological process: negative regulation of transcription by RNA polymerase II. The transcript has 2 exons. The record is from RefSeq and is a predicted model, not a curated record.